This is a messenger RNA of Prorocentrum cordatum, 1209 nucleotides long. The record is from the annotation of a GenBank genome assembly. Lineage: Eukaryota; Dinophyceae; Prorocentrales; Prorocentraceae.
AGAUCAGCUGUUCUGGAUCAGUUUGUUUGCUUCCCUGCCUGCCGUACGGCCUCCUAGCCACAGGGGCUGCUUUGGCCUCGGGAAGGCAUGUCUUCGAGCCAUGCGGGCAGGUGCCUGGCGGCUGGCAACGUGGCCGCCAUCACGGGCGCCUCUUCUGGCAUCGGGCGUGCCGUGGCGCGGCACUGCGCGAGGCUUGGCAUGAAGGUCUUCCUCGCCGACAACGACGAGGAGCAGCUGGCCGCUGCCCUGGCCGAGGUCUCCGGUCUGGCGGCCGGGGCCCCCAGCGACGUGGUCGCCGUGAAGACCGAUGUGUCCGACCCAGCUGCGGUGAAGCGCUUCCGAGAGGCGGCCUUCGCAGCCACCGGGGCGGUGCACUUCCUGAUGAACAACGCGGGCACCGGCGGCGGCGGCGGAGCCUUGGCCCCCCUCGCGGAUUGGCAGCGCACGGUGGCCGUCAACACAUGGGGCCCGAUCUAUGGGUGCCAGGAGUUCGUGCCCGCCAUGAAGGCCUGCGGUCAGCCUGGCCUGAUCGUGAAUACUGGCUCUAAGCAGGGUAUCACCAUGCCGCCAGGCAAUCUGGCCUACAACGUGUCGAAGGCUGCGUUGAAGGCGUACACGGAGGGGCUGGAACACGAGCUCCGGUCCGAGGAGGGCUGCAAGCUCGCGUCCGCUCUGUUGGUGCCAGGCUGGACGAACACCGAGAUCAUGCUCAAGUCGAAGCGUGAUGCGGCGGUGGGCUCGGGGCAGUCUUUCGAUCCCGACAGCGUGUUCUUCCACGAAGGGAAGCCCGCGGCUGGGGCUUGGAUGCCACAGCAGGUGGUGGACUACAUGCUGGCCGAGCUUGAAAAGGGACGAUUCUAUAUAAUUUGCCCGGACAACGACGUGGACCGGGAGACCGACAAUCUCCGCAUGACAUGGACGAUGCAAGACAUCACUCAGGAUCGGCCGCCCUUGAGCAGGUGGCACCCAGAUCACAAGGACGCCUUCACGGCCUUCCUGAGUGCUAGUAGGGGUGCAGGUACAUAGAUUGGCACCCAGGAUGCACAAGCGGCGCUGGGCGCGGAUGUGGCCGUGCCCUCUGGCGAGCCCAAGCGGGCGAGGUCGUGGGCCACCUCUGGUCAGCUACCGCCCUGCCACCUUCGUCACAGUGGGCGGGAAGCCGACAGAAUCGCCAAUCGCCAGGUGGACAAGGAAAUCGAGGAAAAAAAA